Molecule: messenger RNA, 3816 nt
Organism: Gadus morhua (Atlantic cod)
Lineage: Eukaryota; Metazoa; Chordata; Actinopteri; Gadiformes; Gadidae
Gene: mgat1b
Product: alpha-1,3-mannosyl-glycoprotein 2-beta-N-acetylglucosaminyltransferase b
Exons: 3
Coding region: 1293-2846 (517 amino acids)
Biological process (GO): protein N-linked glycosylation
Cellular component (GO): Golgi apparatus
Molecular function (GO): alpha-1,3-mannosylglycoprotein 2-beta-N-acetylglucosaminyltransferase activity
Source: RefSeq, a predicted model, not a curated record
GUGUGCGACUGUGAUAAAGGAGGUUUCCUCUGGUACUGUCACUGUGUCUGGUAGCUAAGCUAGCUGCCGAAGCUAACACGGGGGGAGGUGUCGGCUCCGAGACCGAGGAGGCACCUUCUCCCUCCGCGCUGCGGGGGGUCGGAGUGCCUUGGUCGGCUUCAGACACCUAGCUGCUGCCGGGUGGACGACAACACUUCAUCUGUGUUGGUGGCUAAUGAUGGCACUAGUUCUAGUUAACUUUCUUCCUAUGGAGGAAGAUAAGGGGAGCUCCGCUAGUUAAGGGUGGUGUAAUAACAUGUACACCGUGUUCCCCUCGUCCAGGUCCCGUUACAUUACUGUCCCGGUCUUUAUGUUGCAUUAGUGGAAAUUAAAGCGGUGACCACCAGUGUGUUGUCAACGUCUAAUGGGUGUGUUUUCCGACUGUCAAUGUCGGUAUCGUAUGGACUGUUAAUUGAAUUAACGACGUAUUGUUGACAUCCAUCAGGGUACGUUGCCACGACACAUGUCGGGCUGCAGACGUUCAUAGGUCACACAUGCUGACCGCGCGGGAGGGGGGGACUCGGGACCGGGCUCGUCUGGCGGACCCAGGAUGUCUUGCAGCUACAUUUAUGACAGGGCAUUUAGCGGAUGCUUUUAUCCAAAGCGACUUAUAAUAAUUAGAUUUGUCAGGAGACAACAAUAUAUGCACCGUCAGUACAGUAAGGAUAGCUAAGCGCAACAGAUCCCUCCCACCGCGUCGUACUCCCUUAAAACAGCCUCCUCUGGUCCCUCCUUACUGUAGCCUAAGUCACUUAACACCAGCCUCCUUGGUCCCUACUCACUAAGUCACCACUGGUCCUGGAGAGGCACUGCACAGCAUUAGGUGGCUCCCGCAUACAGAACGAUGGCCGAAGGAUAACAUCCACGGAUCACGUUCCCUCACCGUGUGGUGACCCCUGUUUUCCUGUUGUUCUAUCACCGCUUCCUCGUCCCGUAACCAUCCACCUCCCCCACCUCCUUUUUUCCUCUCGUAAUUCUGUCGAAGAAAGGAAUUCAUACCUGCAGAACGGUCACCAAAAUAAUUCAUCCCCUCUGAUGGCAAGGGACCAGAGUUAGGCCACACCCCUAACAGAGGGCAGCAUUAGUGGACCACCACUGACUUGCUUCUCCAUGUUCCCACUGUCUGCCUGCUCCAUCCCUCCCUUGUGAGUGACACCCCGGCUUGUGAAAGGGGCAAUUUAUUGUUCCACACACUGUCCCAACCUGUUGCGUCUCUCCCCCAGCCUUUCUCCCUCCUUUGCUGUGAUUGGGUCAUGGUUCGCAAAAAAAGCUCUUUGAUCCUGUGUGGAGCCUUCCUAUUCGUCGUCUGGAACGCUCUGCUGCUGCUCUACCUAUGGGGGCGUCCGCCCAGUCUUGGGGAGGCGGGGGGAGGCGCUGAGCCCGGCGGGAAGGAGGAGUGGGGGGGCGACCACGGGGCCAGGGCCAACCUGGCAGGGGAAGUGAUCCGAUUGGCUGAGGAGGUGGAGGCGGAGCUGGAGACUCAGAAGAAACUGCUGAAACAAAUUGAGAGCCACAGGUCGUUAUGGGCUCAGCGGAAAGACCUGGGCAAACGGGCCAUGGACGAUGGGGGCGCCGACAAGCAGCAGAAGCAUCCGGAGAAACAGCCGCCCGGACCCCAGGUUCCCCCAAAAGACCCUUUAGACAAGAAAGACCAAAUCCAGGCAGAACAUUCCCAGGAGUUGAAUCCGGCUCCAGACCCAGAUCAGAAGGCCGUUUCGAUACAGGCGCAGCCCGUUCUGAAUAAUGAACUGGAAACCACGGUCACCAGCCCUCAGACAGUCAUUCCCAUCUUGGUGAUCGCCUGCGACAGGGUGACGGUGAGGCGGAGCUUGGAUCGGUUAAUCCAGUACCGCCCCUCUGCCAAGCUAUUCCCAAUCAUAGUUAGUCAGGACUGUGGCCACGCCGAAACGGUCCGCGUGAUUGGCUCGUACGGCGAUCAGGUGACCCAUAUCAGGCAACCAGACCUAUCGGACAUCAGAGUACGACCAGAGCACAGGAAGUUCCAGGGUUACUACAAGAUCUCCAGGCAUUACCGCUGGGCGCUGAACCAGGUGUUCAACACAUUCUCCCACUCCACCGUGGUCAUCGUGGAGGACGACUUGGAGGUGGCGCCGGACUUCUUCGAGUACUUCCGGGCGCUGUACCCCGUGCUGCGCGCCGACCCCAGCCUGUGGUGCGUGUCGGCCUGGAACGACAACGGGCGGGACGCCCUGGUGGACCCGGGCAAGGCGGAGCUGCUCUACAGGACGGACUUCUUCCCGGGCCUGGGCUGGAUGCUGCUCAAGGACCUGUGGGACGAGCUGGAGCCCAAGUGGCCCUCGGCCUUCUGGGACGACUGGAUGCGGCAGCCCGAGCAGCGGCGGGACCGCUCGUGCGUCCGGCCGGAGGUGUCCCGGACCAUCACCUUCGGCCGCAAGGGGGUCAGCCUGGGUCAGUUCUUCGACCAGUACCUGCGCUACAUCAAGCUCAACGGGGAAUUUGUGCCUUUCACAAAGCAGGACCUGUCCCACCUGGUCAAGGAGCAGUACGACGCGCGCUUCGUCAAGGAGGUGUACGGGGCCCCCCUGGUGAGGGUGGAGGACCUGCUGCAGGGGAGCACCCUGACGGGGACGGGACCCUUUCGGGUGCAGUACUCCAGUCGGGACAGCUUCAAGGUGCUGGCCCGCAAUCUAGGGGUGAUGGACGACUUGAAGUCGGGGGUUCCCCGUACGGGCUACAGAGGCGUGGUUAGCUUCCUGCAUCGCGGCCGCAGGGUGUUCCUGAGCCCCCCGGAGGGCUGGACCAAGUACGACGUGAGCUGGAGCUGAGGGGCUCUGAGCGCAGAGCUCAGAGUCAAGAGUCUGGCUGAAGCGGACGAACCUCUGAAACCAAAGAAGUGAUCACCGGUGUUAAUGAAACUAACUUGAGCUUCAUUCAUAGCCGCUGAAGGAUCAGAGGAUUUACACCGGUGGGGUGUAGGAAAACUGAAGUCGGUGAGCUGUAAUGGAUGAAACAUCCUAAAACCUUUAAAAAGAACCGGCUUAUGAAGGCUCUCUAAUGAUUAGAUCAACUCUGAUUGGUGUCAUGUGUUUAAAUGAUCAGCCUUUCUAUUUUGUCUACAGGUAAAAAACCCUCAGAACGGCUUCUGGUUACAGGCUUCAUAAGUGAUGUAAUCACUAACGAGGUCCACUUUUCUGCUUGAGCAGAUCUUUGUUAUAUCUUUAAAACCUACUGAGUAGCCCUAAUACAGUUCCAUAUUAAAUCAGAACAAUUGAAGAUGCCCAUCUUGAGAAUCACUUGGGAUGGUGAAUUAAAGGUGCAAUUGAAGUACUUAAGUAUGUGUGAAUGAACCAGGGUUAUAAUAGUAGCUUUUAACAGAGAGAACUGUAUAGGACAACUGAGAUUUAUUUUAUGAAAUUUUAUUUAACUCGCCUUGAAAUAGAACUGAAAAGGCUGUUCUUGCUGCAUUGACUCAAUAUCCAAACAUUUGGUCUGGCAUCACAUGUUCCUUCUGUUAGUGUCAACACCAUGAACAUAUAGGCCCAGUUAGAACUAAUGUCCUGUAUCUCCAACCCAUGGUUUGGUUUUGAAGUUAGGUUUGUUGAAAAACCAAUAUUUUCUUUUCUGACGCGUUGGAAGAUUUGGGUGUAUCGGUAAUCAUUGUACUGUAUUUUCAUUUGGGAAAUGAUUGAGAGAAUGGAAAGAUUGCCAUUUCUUCACGGUAAUGUGUAAAACCACUGCCUGAUGCGUUUACAGUUUUAAUACAUUACAAAUAAAGCCAACUAUUUUGAUAUUUGC